Molecule: messenger RNA, 480 nt
Organism: Pisolithus orientalis
Lineage: Eukaryota; Fungi; Basidiomycota; Agaricomycetes; Boletales; Pisolithaceae
Product: 6-O-methylguanine DNA methyltransferase
Exons: 3
Coding region: 1-480 (159 amino acids)
Biological process (GO): DNA repair
Molecular function (GO): methylated-DNA-[protein]-cysteine S-methyltransferase activity
Source: RefSeq, a predicted model, not a curated record
AUGCCUGCGGUCAGGGAGAAACUCGGCCUCUCCUCGGUGGAUGGGCAAAAGUUGUCGCAGCCGCGUUCAAACAGACCUCGCCCACCGACAUUUAUAGAUACGAGUCCAGAUUAUCCGACGGAACAGGCUCGCAGAGCCACUUUCAGGACCAAGCAAGGCAAAAAGCUGACGGCGUUCCAAUGGGCAGUGUACGAUUUCACGAGAAAGGUACCCUGUGGGCGGGUAACAACGUACAAGGACGUUUGUACUGCUAUUGGCCGAGGAUCCCCCCGGUCCGUAGGAGCUGCUCUUCGGAACAACCCUUUUGCACCCUCCGUACCGUGCCAUAGGGUCAUCGCAUCUAAUUGUUACGUGGGUGGAUUCUUUGGCGAAUGGGGGGCCAGUCGAUGCAGCGCGAAGAUUCAUAUGCUUACCAACGAAGGUGUGGAGUUUACGACCGAUGGUUAUCUUGCAAACAAAGGCGUGGUUUGGAGAGGAUAA